Leishmania braziliensis MHOM/BR/75/M2904 is the source of this 1521-nucleotide messenger RNA. RefSeq lists its product as hypothetical. The transcript has a single exon. The record is from RefSeq and is a predicted model, not a curated record. Lineage: Eukaryota; Euglenozoa; Kinetoplastea; Trypanosomatida; Trypanosomatidae. Bases 1 to 1521 code for a protein of 506 amino acids.
AUGACAGCGAACGGCGGCGAUGAUGAACUAGACGCACUGGUCGACUCCAUUCUGCAGUCCCGCCACCGCCCCACUAACACUCGCCGAAUGUCCCAGCGUCUACCAUCACCAAAGCAACAGCGGCCGUCCAACCCGGGGCCCACCCCCUCGCAGUCGGGUGGCUUGAGCGUCAACAAGACCGCCUUGACGCGGCAAAGGGGACAUACCAGCAGCGAUGGCCACAACACCUACGUGAGAACCCCCAUGCACGCCGUGAGCCCUGGCGGCAGCUGUAGAAAUGUAGGCAACUUUGCGCCAACCGUACCGCCCACGCACCACGCGUCGACGUCCACGAGCAGAGCGAUGUCAACGCACCUGGAUGCCGGUGAUGGAGAGGAUGGAGAAGAGGAAGACCUGAACGCCCUGGUCGAGCGCAUCCUUGCUGGAUCUGGUCCCUGUGGGCCUCACUCUACCUCAGAGUCGUCGAGGCACGCCCAGGAGCGGCAGAACGCGCCGCCUUCAGCAGCCGUAUUCACCUCGUCCCCGCACUUCUCCCAGGUCUCGCCACUGCACAUCGGGAGCUCCGAGGCCAGCAGCAGAAAGCAGUUAGGGGGCGCCACUCGGGUGCAGGGGGGAAGCCAUAGCCAGCCUCGCAUGUUCGGCACCGACUCCGUCUCACGGGGGGCCCGCAUGCAGGCAGUUGUCCGCCGGCUCGCCCUCUGGUACGAGCGCAAGGAAGCGAAGCGUGUGCAGGCUGUGUACGAGGCUCUCGAGCGGGAGCAACAGGACUGCACCUUCGAGCCGAGUAUCAACCACUUGGAAGUGGAGGUGGGGAGCAGUGUAGCUAUCGACGAGGAGGGUCACUCACUAGGCCAGCACUACUGCGACCCAGAUGAGGAGCCGCAUUACCUCUCUCUCUUGUCGAAAGCUCGUGGCGUGUCCAGCAACCGCGCAGUCUCGCACACGAACACGAUCAGCAUGCCCUUGUCGUCUUCUCGAGACACGUCGCACAUGUGCGAGUACAUUCCGUCACUGCAGCCACCGUCGCAGCCCAUCGCUGGUGCCGACGUCUUUGUGGAGCGCCUGCGGCGUGCGCAGGAUGAGCGGGACGCGGCGCGAGAGGCCGAGGAGGCAAAGAGGCUUCAUUACUACGACCCAACAACCUUCCGGCGCGGCAUCACUGUGUCAGCGCCGUUCGAAUUCGCCGACACGCGUCCGAGGCGGCUGGGGACGGUGACGGCUGCGGUGACCAGUGCGCCGUCACGUGGUCUCAGUGGCGCUGUGGGCGAUGCACGUUCAAAUCCGCCUCCACUCAGCGCGCGCGCAGCUGCAUUCGCCACAUACAAAGAUGCAGGGGCGACACCGCCGCCAACGGCGGAAAAAAGCUUCCACAAUGUGGAUGCAAGUAAGCACACCACGGCCGAGAACACGUUCCUCUCACUCGCCCCACACAUACGUCAGACGCUGUUGUUUGGCCGACAGAUGGAAUUGCAGCUGCGUCGUGCGACGGAUCGAGUUCGUCGCAGGACAGGCGUCGAGUAA